UUUUCAAUUAUAUGCAAUACGACUUUUACUUGAACAAAAAUGGACUGUUGAUGAUACAAUAAAAAGUUUUCGUCAUAUAUUUACUACAGGUAUAUUACGUUCAAAUCCAUUAUCGAAAUAUUUUCCAAAAAUUAGUAUGUGUGAUUUUCGUAUUAUUGAACCAAAUAGUGAUGAUGGACAUAAAUAUACAGUACAAUGUGUAUUAACAAUAAAUGUAUAUAACGAACAAAUUUUUACUGUAUUAUAUGUUUGGAUGAAUAUUGUUCUUGCUAUAACUAUUUAUGAUUUUCUAUCUUGGUUAAUGUUUUUAUUAUUUCCACGUCUUCGUUAUUCAUUUUUUGUACAACAUACACGUACACAACAAGGUGUAACAUCAAUACGUACUAAUAUGCAUUCAUUUGUUUACGAUUAUUUGCAACAAGAUGGAUUUUUUAUUCUACGUCUUAUACAUUCAAAUGUUGGUGAUGAUAUUACAUCAAAUAUUUUAACGAGUUUAUGGAGAAACUAUCAAUCUCCAGAAAAAAUUCCAUCAAUAGAAAAUUCAAUUGGUGCUACAGUUUCAUUAACAGCAACUGGUAAUAGAGGUUUAUAUAGUAGAAGUGAUGAUCAAAAUACUUCGUUAUUUGAUUAUACAAAAACGAGUACAAAUCUUUAA
Messenger RNA from Adineta steineri, 655 nucleotides. NCBI's taxonomy places the organism in Eukaryota, Metazoa, Rotifera, Eurotatoria, Adinetida, Adinetidae. The record is from the annotation of a GenBank genome assembly.